Messenger RNA from Rhagoletis zephyria (snowberry fruit fly), 807 nucleotides. Its product is annotated as putative nuclease HARBI1. Lineage: Eukaryota; Metazoa; Arthropoda; Insecta; Diptera; Tephritidae. The record is from RefSeq and is a predicted model, not a curated record.
AUGAAUCACGCCUUAACAGAGGAGCAAAUACUUUUAAUCACUUUGCGGGUAUAUGCGACUGGUGGAAUGCUUCAAACAAUUGGCGAUUUGUUUGGGGCAUCAAAAUGGACAGUGUCCAAAGUUGUUACGCUGGUGUCACACCAUAUAGCAUUGCUAAGAGAACGGUUCAUAACAUUUCCAAAAGAUGACAGCCAAAAAUAUGAAACUUAUAAAGGAUUUUACAGUAUUGCUAAGUUUCCCACAGUAAUAGGUGCUUUGGAUUGUACGCACGUGAAGAUAAUCUUACCAGGUGGUAAUAAUCCAGAGCUUUAUCGAAUUAGAAAAGGAUUUUUCUCCAUUAACGUCCAAACAAUAUGUGAUGCAAACUUAAAGAUAACAAAUAUUGUUGCUCGCUGGCUCGGAUCUGCUCACGACUUAAAUAUAUUAAGAAAUUCCAGGAUUUAUUUUCGUUUCGAAAACGGUGAAUUCGGGGACAGUUUAAUUGUUGCAGAUAGUGGUUAUCUAAAUAAAAGGUUUUUGAUAACACCUUUGUCUAACCCGAUAACUCCAGAAGAAAACUUAUUCAAUGAGUCUUUAAUAAGAACGCGUUGUACCGCGGAAAGGAGUUAUGGUGUUUGGAAAAUGCGCUUUUCAAUUCUGUCACUUGGAAUUCGUUUAAAUCACAAAAAAGUCCAGAGCAUAGUUGUUGCUACUGCUGCCCUACAUAAUAUUUGCUGCACAAAUAAUGAAAACGAUUUACAUUUAUUAGAUCCUCAUGCUUCCACUGCAGUAGAUUUCGCUCCCUCAGUUCCAAGGAACAGGCAAUGA